AUGCCGGCCAAGACCCCCAUCUACCUGAAGACCUCGACCCCCAAGCGGGGCAGGAAGCGGCGGCUGCGCGACGUGCUCUCCAGCGACAUGAUCAGCCUGCCGCUGGGCGACUUCCGGCACAGCGCGCACAUCGGCCUGGACGGCGAGGGUGACAUGUUCGGCGAGCUCUCCUUCCUGCAGGGCAAGCACGACCUGCUGCCGCAGCUGGGCCACCGCGGGGGCUGCUCGGGGGCAGCCGGCGACUCCUUCGGCCGCUGCCCGGCGGGCGCCUCCUGCCACGCGCUCCUGAGAAGCGCCACCUCCUUGCCCGUCUUUGGGGGGUCCCCGGGCCAGGAUCAGGCCCCGCCGAAGCCGCCGCGCCUGCACCUCGAGGAGCUGCCCAGCGGGGGGCAGCAGCGCUCCAUGUCCGUGAGCUGCGCCGAGGGGGGGCGCUUCCGCAGCGGCGCCGAGAGCCUCGCCUUGGCCGGCAGGGCGCCCCGCGCCCCCGCGCCGCUGUCCUGCUCCGCCUCCUUCGCUGCGCCGCCGCUGGAGGGCGGCCCCCCCGCGGACAGAGCGGCGUGCGCGGCCCGCUGCGGCGUGGAAGUGCCCCGCUCCGAGUCGCUCCUGCGCCUCGACCUCGACCUCGACCUCGACCUCGGCCCGCCCAUUCUGGACGACGUCCUGCGCAUCAUGGAGGAAUACCGGCAGCCCGCCCGCAGGGCCGUCUAG
This is a messenger RNA of Varanus komodoensis (Komodo dragon), 708 nucleotides long. RefSeq names its product cdc42 effector protein 2-like. The record is from RefSeq and is a predicted model, not a curated record. The transcript has a single exon. Bases 1 to 708 code for a protein of 235 amino acids. NCBI's taxonomy places the organism in Eukaryota, Metazoa, Chordata, Lepidosauria, Squamata, Varanidae.